AUGCGCAUGCUCUUCCUCGUGCUCGCCGUGCGCUCGGGAGCCGGAGUGGCGGGGUCGGAGCUGCUGCAACGGCGCGAGUGGCCGCGAGGGGUCGUGCUGGGACUCUCCAGAGGGCGAGACCACUACGCGGUGCUCGCGGCGGCGCACGGGGCAGCUUCAGCUGAAACAGAGCCUCAGCAGCGCCUUCAGGCAGUGCACGUCCCCGAGAAUGGUCCAGUCCCGGGGUGCAAGUUGCUCCUCUUGGAAGAAGCAGUGCGGCGCGCCGGGCUGUGCGCGCUUGUUGCUGUCAGGCCCGCCGCUACCAAUCUGCACGGUACGCGGGCGGGACCGCUCGCCGUGACCGCGAUCGCCUCGCUCGGCUUCGCCGCGCUCAGCGCGCGCGUCGCCGACGACGCGAUCCAGCGGCCGGCGCCUAUCUCUGCCGACGAGGCGCGUGCCGGGGCCCUGUUCUCCUCAUCCUUUUAG
Messenger RNA from Emiliania huxleyi CCMP1516, 465 nucleotides. RefSeq lists its product as hypothetical. The record is from RefSeq and is a predicted model, not a curated record. NCBI's taxonomy places the organism in Eukaryota, Haptophyta, Isochrysidales, Noelaerhabdaceae. Bases 1 to 465 code for a protein of 154 amino acids. The transcript has 2 exons.